GAACCUAAAUCUCAGGAUCAGGCUUGAUGUGUUUCUCUUGAGAUGGAUGCAGAAGGUCCCUAUCCCCUCAUUUGCACUGGUGUAAUGGGGUUACAGAAUAAAAACACAAAGAGGGAUGGAUGAAUUGAUGGAGCAGGAGCAGGAUGCUGGUUCUGCCUCCAGCCAAUGCUGUGUGGUGCUGCUGCGGUGUUUACCCAGCUUACGCAAGGCAGAGCCGGCCCCUCUUGAGGCAGGAGGCGCUUCCCACGGCUGAAGUAAAAGCACACAGAGCAGUCACUCAGUCUGGCAGUUGCUGGGGCUUUAAAGGAGUUGGUGGAUUUCGGCUGAUUUUUAACAAGAUCGGAGGAUUGGGUUUUUUCUUCUCCACUGUGUAGGAAUACUGAGAGGACACAAAUAUCCUGGAAAUAAUGAAAAAAGUGUGCCACAACUCUUGAUCAGAGACCUGAAGUUUGAGAAGUCAUUAGCUAAGCUCAUGUUUUCUCCUGAUCAAGAAAAUCAUCCAUCAAAAGCACCAGUCAAAUAUGGUGAAUUGAUUGUAUUGGGGUACAAUGGGUCUCUCCCAAAUGGAGAUAGAGGGAGAAGGAAAAGUAGAUUUGCUUUAUUUAAAAGGCCCAAGGCAAAUGGGGUGAAACCCAGCACUGUGCACAUUGCCUGUACCCCUCAAGCAGCAAAGGCAAUAAGUAAUAAGGACCAACACAGCAUAUCUUACACUUUGUCUCGGGCCCAGACAGUAGUAGUUGAAUAUACUCAUGACAGCAACACAGAUAUGUUCCAGAUUGGUCGGUCAACAGAGAGUCCUAUAGACUUUGUAGUAACAGAUACAGUUCCUGGGAGUCAGAGUAAUUCGGAUACACAGUCUGUGCAGAGCACAAUAUCAAGGUUUGCCUGCAGGAUCAUAUGUGAACGUAACCCUCCCUUUACAGCAAGAAUAUAUGCUGCAGGAUUUGACUCCUCAAAAAACAUUUUUCUUGGGGAGAAGGCUGCAAAGUGGAAGACAUCAGAUGGACAAAUGGAUGGACUAACAACAAAUGGAGUUCUUGUUAUGCAUCCUCGUAAUGGAUUCACAGAAGACUCCAAGCCAGGGGUGUGGAGAGAGAUUUCUGUGUGUGGGAAUGUGUUCAGCCUCCGUGAAACCAGAUCAGCUCAACAGAGGGGAAAAAUGGUUGAGAACGAGACGAACCAGCUGCAGGACGGCUCCCUGAUCGACCUGUGCGGGGCGACGCUGCUGUGGCGCACGGCCGAGGGGCUCGCGCGCACGCCGACCGUCAAGCACCUGGAGGCUCUGAGGCAGGAGAUCAACGCAGCGAGGCCCCAGUGCCCCGUGGGCUUCAACACCCUGGCCUUCCCCAGCAUGAAGAGAAAAGAUGUUGUAGACGAAAAGCAGCCGUGGGUGUACCUGAACUGCGGCCACGUGCACGGCUACCACAACUGGGGGAACAAAGAGGAGAGGGACGGCAAGGACCGCGAGUGCCCCAUGUGCCGCUCCGUCGGCCCCUACGUGCCUCUGUGGCUCGGGUGUGAAGCGGGAUUUUAUGUGGAUGCCGGACCUCCAACUCAUGCAUUCAGCCCGUGUGGACACGUGUGCUCAGAAAAGACAACUGCAUAUUGGUCCCAAAUUCCUCUUCCUCACGGUACUCACACUUUUCACGCAGCCUGUCCCUUCUGUGCGCAUCAGCUGGCUGGUGAGCAGGGUUACAUCAGGCUCAUUUUCCAAGGGCCUCUCGACUAACACAGGUGUUCCCAAGGACUGCAGUAAACUGAUAAGCUAAGCGAUUCUCAUUUUUAAACCAACUGUUUUUUCGUAUUCUCUGGGCUUUGCUGGUUUGCAUUAAGAUGAAGAAUUUUUUGGUUUUUUUGUUACAACAGCUAAAUCCCUCUUUAUUGAGAAAAGUCUGAAAAUAGAAGAAAUGGGGGGAGAAGGGGGAGACCUCCUGCUUUUUUUGGUUAAUAACUACUUCUGAAGAGGUGGAGGAAGUGUUGUAGAGUGAACUCCAAUGCCUUCAGUUUAAUGGUUUUUCAAUCACAUGCCCACAGUGUUUGAAAGGUGUUUCAUUUUUUUUGUAUAUGGAGGGUAAAUAGUUCAAAGAACAUUAGUUUACAGCUUGGAUGCAAACAUUGUAAAAUAUAACAUGUAUAUUAACUCUUUUCUAUUUAUCUUUAUUAUUGAAAAUAUUUAGAAUGUUUAGAGAGUAGCAUGGUCAUAGUGUGUUACAUCCAGCAAUUGGAUGUGUAGAGUAGUUCUGGAUGGAGAAGAUCGUGGGAUGAAAAUGGUAGAAAAAUCUUUUAAUCUAAAAUACUGAGUUCUUAGAAUAGUUAAAAUGCUUUUUAAACAAAGCUAAUGCAAAUUAUGGUGGCAUAAAGUUGUGCAUUAACCGUGUUGAAAGGUAGCUAAGAAGGAUUUCUUAAAUUGUCUUUUUGGUAGGACUGUACUUAAGAUCUGGUUAUGAGGAGAAUAUUUACCAGACUCUUCGAAUAUGCAACUUAGUCUAGAUUAAGGAUUUUUUUCUCCCUUCACGCUAACACUUCUCUUUAUUUAGCAUUAGUGACAUUUGUGAGGGUUUUUCCAAUGUUAAACAUGAACAGACCAGAAAGAUGAGGCUUGUUCUGUUAAACAUGAACAGACCAGAAAGACGAGGCUUGUUCUGUUCUUUACUGUUUGGGGGUGGGGAGCAGGGACAGGGGGAGAGGUGGAUGCACCCGGGCACGUGUGUGGGGAGCAGUUUGUCACUUGGCCACAGUCCCAGCCUGAGAGGGGUUUGUCAGCUGGAUGCUCAGCCUUCCACCUGCUGACUGCUGGGGGGGCCUCAGGCCUGGCCUUUGCCCCUCUGCCAGGUGCAGGUGCUCAUCUGGGCCACACGUGGAACAGAGGUGGAGCCCGGCAGCCAGGGGAUGUGUCCCUGCAUCCUCGGGCAGCUGGGAACAGCUGGCAGUCUGUUGGGAGAGCUGGGGCUGGGCUGGGCUCAGGCCCUCAGUGUGAGGUGCUGCUGUGGGCUCUGCUUACUCUGGUCUCUGUCUGCUCUCCUCUUCCUCCCCCUCCUUCCCCUCUGUAUCCACCAGAAAACACCGGUGUACAACAUGCAGCUCUGCUGCCAGCCCACUGUGCUUCAUGGCAACCUGACCUUUUUAGCAUUGAUUUGAGCUUUUUUGGCCAGCUUCAUAUUUUUUUUAAAUAUGUACUGUAUAAUUGACAGUAAGAAAAUUUCUGUACUUUAUAGCAAAGCUUUAGCUUUCAUUUUUCUUUUGAAGCUGUUCUAAAAUUUUCUUUGUUUAAAGAGACCUGUGUUGCUUAGAUGUCAUGCAUUACUUACUUUGACUGUCAAUUAUUUCUCCAUUUUUAAAAAAGAAAUUAUAUAUAUUGUUUGGUUCACUCAGGAAAUGCAUGUGUCAGGAAACCUGUACUAUAAGUUCAGUUAGCUGUCAUGUACAAGUAACUGCUGUUACUCCCUUUCCAUAGAAAUAUAACUGAUUUUGACAUUUUCCAGAUUAUAUGCAUUAAGUAAUGAAACUUAUGCAGCAAGAAAUCCCUGUAUUGUAGUUGUUCUAAUCAUCUUAUUCAAACUAUAGUAUACUGUAGUUUUAAUUUUUAUUUGCAAAUUAAUUUAUUUAAACUACGUGAGUAAACACUUUUCAAAAACAGAAAUUCUGGGAUUGUGGCUUUGUUUCCAAGAGAUGGGAAAGGACUGGGCAUGGCCCUUCUGUUCUGGGACACCUCAGGUGUCCCUCUAUUCUGCACAUAUGGAUUAAGAGCAGAGAAGCAGCAGCUGUAAAGACUUUGGACGUUUUCCCUGGUAAUGGCUUGGAAUGGCUCCUUUCAGAUGUGUCCUCUCAAUGUGUUUUAUAUUUAACUCUGUGUUAAAGGUGAGAUUGCUGUUUAAAUGACACAGUUAAAUGAGUAAGUUACAAACACUGAAAUGUAAGCAAAAACUGAACUAAAUUUUAGAAUUACAA
This is a messenger RNA of Pyrgilauda ruficollis (rufous-necked snowfinch), 3948 nucleotides long. RefSeq names its product pellino E3 ubiquitin protein ligase 1 (gene PELI1). Gene Ontology annotation, biological process: regulation of Toll signaling pathway; protein K48-linked ubiquitination. Gene Ontology annotation, molecular function: ubiquitin protein ligase activity; protein binding. The record is from RefSeq and is a predicted model, not a curated record. Bases 473 to 1729 code for a protein of 418 amino acids. The transcript is spliced from 8 exons. Lineage: Eukaryota; Metazoa; Chordata; Aves; Passeriformes; Passeridae.